Molecule: messenger RNA, 1438 nt
Organism: Silurus meridionalis
Lineage: Eukaryota; Metazoa; Chordata; Actinopteri; Siluriformes; Siluridae
Gene: chmp4c
Product: charged multivesicular body protein 4C
Exons: 5
Coding region: 160-879 (239 amino acids)
Biological process (GO): late endosome to vacuole transport via multivesicular body sorting pathway; vesicle budding from membrane
Cellular component (GO): ESCRT III complex; cytoplasmic side of plasma membrane; multivesicular body
Source: RefSeq, a predicted model, not a curated record
CCUCUUUUUCACCCGCCUACGUCACACAGGUGUGUCUGUUGUUUGGAGUUGAAUUUGGAAACUGGACGGUCAGGAAUGUCAACUCUUAACCACGGUUUCUAGGCUUAAAGAUUUCGGAUAGAACACAUCCUUACGCAGAUAUCAGACAGAAAAGCCGCUAUGAGUAAAGUUGCAAAGCUGUUUAAGGGGGCUUCGAGUUCCUCAGGAAGUAAACCGAGUAAAUCCAGCUCCGGCUCGAGCUCGAAGGGGAAACACCGAUCGCGCGCAGGCCCGACUCCGCAGGAGGCCAUUCACAAACUGCGCGAGACCGAGGAGAUGCUCACCAAGAAGCAGGAGUAUCUGGAGAAGAAAAUCGAACAGGAACUAAUGACCGCAAAGAAGAACGGCACAAAAAACAAACGAGUUGCACUUCAAGCUCUAAAGAGGAAGAAGCGUCUUGAGCAGCAGCUAAUCCAGAUUGAUGGUACGCUUUCCACCAUUGAGUUUCAGCGCGAGGCACUAGAGAAUGCCAACACAAACAUGGAGGUCCUGAAAAACAUGGGAAUGGCUGCCAAAGCUAUCAAGGGGGUUCAUGAAAAGAUUGACAUGGAUAAUAUCGACUCUCUGAUGGAUGACAUCACCGAGCAGCAGCAAAUAGCUCAGGAGAUCAGCGGAGCUAUUUCACAGCCUUUCGGCGACGAGUUUGACGAGGAUGAGCUGUUAGCUGAGCUCGAAGAGCUGGAGCAGGAAGAUCUUGAGGAAAGUAUGAAAAAUAUGGGCAGGCUACCCAGUGUACCAACUUCCAAACUCCCCAGCACGAGACCCAGUCAUCAAACAACAACUAAGAAAAGAGUGGAGGAUGAAGAUGACAUGAAGAUGUUAGCAGCCUGGGCUUCUUAAUCAUCCCAAAAACACACACGUACUAUACACAGAAAAAAAAAGGCUGGGGGUUAAGACAAAAGAAUGAAAUUCCACACAACAGAAACUGCUCUAAACACAUAUUGUAUUUUAAAAUGGAGUAUCGGCUGAAUGAAGGAUUGUAGAGCGUAGCUUGUAAAUAGCAUGUGAAUGAAGGGAUAUAGAGGUUUCCAGGGCAUCUCUGAAAAACCAAAAUGUUUACUGGAGGAUUUGGUGAUGGGCUGCAGUUUAUAUUCACAUUAAAUGUAAAUAAAAUGUGACGCUAGAAUCUGUGUAAAAAUUAAUCUUUUUCACUUAUCAAUUAAUUUGCACACAUUUUUUUAUUGUUUUAUUUUGGUAUGCCUUUAUACUCGUCCAGUUAUAAAGACAUACUGAAAUAUUAGAAUUUACUAUUCCAUGUGAAAACACAUAUAUGAUUAAAAUGUAGCAAUGAAAUCAUGAGUAAUAAAGUUACACAAGGUUUCAAAGAGCAAGAGAAUGUAAUGAGCUUUGUAUUUGUGUGAGUAUUUCAAUGGUAUAAAAUAAAAAGCGUUGAUCAGUA